Molecule: messenger RNA, 3202 nt
Organism: Nothobranchius furzeri (turquoise killifish)
Lineage: Eukaryota; Metazoa; Chordata; Actinopteri; Cyprinodontiformes; Nothobranchiidae
Product: matrix metalloproteinase-19
Biological process (GO): collagen catabolic process; proteolysis; extracellular matrix organization
Cellular component (GO): extracellular matrix
Molecular function (GO): zinc ion binding; metalloendopeptidase activity
Source: RefSeq, a predicted model, not a curated record
CAGUUCAAAAGAAAACAAAUGUUCGUGGUCAGGGUGGUUUAGUUUGAAACAGGUGGAACAAAUCUGCUGGAAAUUGUCAUCAUGAGAGGAGAGAGGGUUGUAUCAGUUAACCAUUUUCAUCUUUUGUAACACACGGGCUGAACAUGCUUCCCUUUUGAGUUUUUAUGACGGUGUGAUGAAACUGAAACAAAAGGAUUGGACCUCUGUCUCCAGCCUGAGACGAUUUGUUGGUCUGGUUCCUCGGAGGCGACACUCCCUGAAUGGGCUCCCGCUCUUGGAUGUGUAUAAUUAGCUGCCGUUGUGCCAUAGGGGACGUGUGGUUACUUGUUUUCUGCAGACUGGAGGCCAUAAAGCAAAGAAUGCUCAGAUUCUGUUGAAUAAACAGGAAAGUUUACAAAAAUAAAUCAAAGCUCAACAACAUUUCUGGCACACAGGCGUUUGAGUUCCAGUCCCAAAAAUGUUUCCCAAAAGCAUAGCUGUUCAGCACCUUACAUGCUGGACAGCUGCUCUGAUUUAUUUCUGUCUUAUUUCCUAAUUAUCACACGUUUCUACUCCAUUUCAUGUAAACAGGAAGUUGCUGUAUGCACUUUGGUAGCAGAGGCUCUAAAUGAUGGAGUGCCAAUCUUUGUGCAGUUGGUGUCUGAAAUAUGUGUGUUUUUAUUUAACUACAGUCCACACAUCACAUUCCAUGUCAAGGUUUUAUUGUGUGGUUUCUGAGGCAAAUACUUGGUAUAAAAGCUGAAUGGCUGCAGAGAGACAGCAGCUUCCGCACGGAUGUAGACUAAAACACGGAGGAUGGCUGCAGCUACAGAGACACGACACUCGUGCACCCGUUAAGGAAAACAACAGUCAGCUUGUUUUGUGUCUUCACUAAUGGAAAAAGACCCAAACCAGAAAAUGGACUUUAGGCUGGAGUUAAUGGUGCUGUUCGUUUUGCUGACAUCAGCCUCAUCAGUCGCUCAAAGCAACAACGACAAUAAUGAAGCUAUGGCAUAUCUAAGGACGUAUGGCUACUUGCACGUUCCACUGGACAGGGCAGAUCUCAAGCCUCCACCUGAGGAAGUAACAGAAGCUCUGAGGAUUUUUCAGAAAGUGGCAAAUAUUCAGAUAUCUGGGAACUUGGACUCAAGUACACUGAUGAUGAUGAGCAAACCUCGGUGUGGUCUCGAAGACUCGUUCAGGAACGAGUCUCUCAAAUAUCGAGUCAUGGGCUACUGGCGUAAGAAGAUGUUGACGUACCGCAUUUACAAUUACACCCCCGACCUGGGUCAGGGCAAAACCCGUCAGGCCAUCCAGAGUGCCUUCAAGUACUGGAGCGAUGUGUCACCGUUAAGGUUCAGGGAGCUGUUCCAGGGCAGAGCAGAUAUCAAAAUCUCCUUCCACAGAAGAGACAACUCCUGCCCGGUGCCCUUUGAUGGACGAGGCCACGUUUUAGCCCAUGCGGAUGCCCCAGAUUCUGGCAUUGUGCAUUUUGAUGAAGAUGAAGUGUGGACAGAGGGAAAGAGCUCUGGGUCCAAUCUGAGGAUUGUUGCAGCUCAUGAGAUCGGCCACGCUCUUGGCCUGGGACACUCCCAGUACUACAAUGCACUGAUGGGACCCAUUUAUGCCGGAUACCGGUCUGACUUCAAGCUGCAUCAAGACGACAUCCAGGGGAUCCAGGCUCUGUACGGAAAACCUGCGACGAGUCCUCCAUCCAGGACUCCACAGCCAGCUCCACGAGCACCCAUCCCAGAUCCAUGCAAGGCCUCUCUGAAUGCAGUCAUGCUGGGUCCUUCACAUAAGACAUACAUGUUCAGUGGACAGCAUGUGUGGAUGAUGUCCAGCUCUGGACACACCACUCCCACUGGGAUUUCUACACUGUGGAGGGAGCUUCCAGGAAACCUGGAUGCAGCUGUUCACUCCCAGCGGACAAGCAAGUCCUAUUUCCUGAAAGGAGACAAAGUGUGGAGAUACUCCGGCUUCCAGCUGGACAGAGGCUUCCCCAAACGUCUGACCAGCAUCCCUGCCAACAUCGACUCUGCUUUUUACUUUGCUAAAAUCAAAAGACUAAUCUUUUUCAAAGGCUCCAAAUACUGGCUUUGGGAUGAGAUUGGCCCCACAGACCUCAGAUCAUACCCCAGAUUCAUCGGGCAGCUCUUCAAGGGAAUACCCAGCAACACGGAGGCUGCUGUGACGUGGACCGAUGGCCAUGUCUAUGUGUUUAAAGGCAGCCAGCACUGGCGCGUGAACCAGCAGCACCAAAAGGUGGAGAAGGGCUAUCCUCUGGACACUGUCUCACACUGGCUGCAGUGUGAUGACUGAGCCACCAGAGGACAGCAGACAUUUAACACAAACCUGAUCCAUGAUGUGGGUGUGAACAUGAGGAGAACAUCUGCGUGUGUUUCCUGCUGUCAUAAAUCUGAGAACAUAUAAAAUGUGUGUGUGUUUUACCUUUAGUGUUGUACUGGGCUUUUACUCCUCCUUUAACAUUUACAACAAUACUGAGACUGAGAGAGAGAAAGUUUCAUUAAUGCACCAACAGCUGCUCUUUACCAUUUAGAUCAAACAGAUUCCAGUUAUUAAUUAUUAUUUCUGAUUAUUAUCGGUCACUCUUUUCCAUGUAGGCUAAAAAUUGUCAUCUACACAUAUCUCCUGCAUUAGCUUCUGAUAGAAAAUAGAUGCUAGUAGAAGUUAACUGUUAGCAUUAGCAACUCCACCACACAGCAGAACUCCUCCAGGCUUGUGUUAUUUGUUGCAGAGCAAACGGCGUCAGUGGUAGAGUCAUGUUGCUAGUAUCCAAUCAGAGACAAGAAAUCAGGAAAUAAGGCUCCAAAUCCUGCCAUCUCCUCCAGUUGACUUUUAUGUCAUCAAACUGGCGCACCAGAGCUUUAUUUCCCCAAAGUCCGACUUACAAGGCAUUCAUUUCUACUACUGUAAAUGUAAUAAAAACAUGAUACAGCUGACUUUUAAACAUUUAUUUUGAGUUAUCUGUAACCACCAUGUUACCCUGCGUUAAAGUGUGCAUAUUUAUUACAUGUGGAUGGUGUAAAUUGUAAAGAAUGGGUCGUUUACAUUUUACAUUUGAACCAUAAAAUGUGAGAUUCCAUAGAAAUAUGAAAUAUCAAUCUGAUGGAUCUUUGACUAUUUUAACCAGAAGAUCAGAACUUUUUAUUGCAGGGAUUGCUUGACACUUCUCAUUCAUCACGUCUCACUCCACCUUAGU